Molecule: messenger RNA, 6665 nt
Organism: Corythoichthys intestinalis (scribbled pipefish)
Lineage: Eukaryota; Metazoa; Chordata; Actinopteri; Syngnathiformes; Syngnathidae
Product: NACHT, LRR and PYD domains-containing protein 12-like
Exons: 12
Coding region: 637-3966 (1109 amino acids)
Cellular component (GO): cytoplasm
Molecular function (GO): protein binding
Source: RefSeq, a predicted model, not a curated record
CACAAUGCUGAGGGCGCUUGCGCAUGCAUUCACACGCAUGCGCACAUCUGUUAGAGGCGGCGAUUACUCACUAUUUUUGUUUUUAUUUAGUUAUUUAGAACCUUUUCACAGCCUCAAAGAUACUUUUUGCAUGUAUUACCCUCUCAUACUUUUAACCAUUGUGUUUUUUUGUGUUAGCUUUGAAGCAGUUGACCACAUUAGUCACGUAGCGUGUUUAAACCGUCCUUAUUUGAUAUAACUACAUUUAAGUAUUUUCUGCAGGCAUUUUUUUAGUACCUUAUUCCCGUAUGCAUCUAAACAAAACAAGUUUAGAGCGCACGGUAGUACUUUAGGUCUCAAAUUCGACUAAUGUAGGACGUUUCGCCGAUGUAGGAUAUUUUGGCAGAACACCGGAAGACAAGUUGUCACACAGACGGGAAGAGGAGAAGAGGCAACAACUAGGCCACAUACCCGAUUGACGGUCAUCUCGGUCACGCGUUUUCAAGGUGGAAGGAUGCCUCUGGACACUGAACGUAAGGAGCUGCUGUUGAAAAUGCUGAUGGAGCUGGGGGAGGACCACUUCCAGUCCUUCAACAGUUAUUAAGAUACCUGAUCGACGGUCACCUCCCUCAUGCGUAUAUACUGUAAGUCAGAAGGAUGGCUCUGGACAGUGGCCGGAAGGAGCUGCUUUUGAGCACGCUGAAGGAGCUGGGGGAGAAAGACUUUGAGGAAUUCAGGUUCUACACGGACCUGCCUGAAAGUGUAAAGGAAAACACCCGCCAGGUGUACAUUGCCAAUGAGCUGAUGAAGAAGCACGCCGAGAACACUCUGGAUGAGACCGUCAAGAUUCUGGAGAAGAUCGGGAACAACGAUUUGGCCCAGAAGCUGCGCAGCAAGAUACUGAACAUAAAAGGCGCUGACUUCUCUGUCCACGAUGACGAUCGGAUUGCCAGAUUGAAGAGGGAGCUCCAAGACAACCUGUUGUGUUUAUACAGCUUUGCUUCCGAGGGCACCUCCGAGCGCUGGCAGCAACAGCCUCUGGCGGACGUCUACACGGAGCUGGACUUCACCUAUGGGGCAGACGUCAGCCCAGACGGGUGGCAUGAGGUCCUCCAGAUGGAGACGUGUGCUGCCGCGGCCAAGCAGUCUAUCCUGCCACGCGACAUCUUCAAAAGCCCUGACGGGAACCGGCAAUCGAUACGCACAAUGCUCACCGUUGGCUUCGCAGGAAUAGGAAAAACCUUCCUGAUUCAAAAGUUUGUGUCGGACUGGGCCAGCGGUAGUACCAACCAGGACGUGGACUUCAUAUUUCCUUUCACCUUCCGCGAGUUAAACAUGGACAAAGGGAAGACGUUUACGCUGGCCGAGCUGAUACGAUGUUAUGUCUGCAGCAACAGGCACAUGAGCAAGGAGAUGCUGAACUAUAUAUUUGCAGACCUGCAGACAUCCGGGAAGCGGGACUUCGAAAGCAGCAGGAUCAAGAUCUUGUUUGUCCUGGACGGACUGGACGAGUGCAACUUCAAAAUCGACUUGAAGAAUACGAGGAAAGUGGACAUGGACAUAAGGGAAAGCUACCCGCUGGAGGAACUGCUGGCGUAUCUCAUCAAUGGGAACCUGCUUCCGUGCGCCAGGGUUUGGAUCACCACACGGCCCGCGGCUGCCCGCGAUAUGCCCUCCGACCUCAUAGACAGCCGAACAGAGGUGGUAGGAUUCAGCGAUUCCCGGAGGCUGGAGUACUUCAGGAAAAGGUUCCCAAAUGAGGAGCGCGUCAUUGAGUACAUUCGGAAAUCUCGCACCAUCUUCAUCAUGUGCCACAUUCCCAUCUUCUGCUGGCUCACCGCCAAAGUUCUUCAGGUUCAUUUGGACAAAGGGAAGGAGGGAGAGCUUCCCACAACGCUGACUGACAUGUACUCAGCUUUUAUUGGUCACCACCUGGAAAACUCCAAGGAGAGAAAUACAGCGGAGUACAUCCCUGACGUGAAAGCGCUCGCCAAGCUGGCCUUUGACCACACCAUGAAUAACUGUCAGAUCUUCUACGAGAAUGACCUGGAGGACAGCGGCUUUGAUUACGGCCAAACAGCAAAACACUGCGGUUUAUUCACAGAGGUGUUUAAGGAGGUCCAUCCGCUCAAAAGCAAGAAACAAAAGAUGUUUCAGUUUAUCCACCUGACCAUCCAGGAGUAUCUGGCCGCACUGUACGUAAUGAUGUGUUUCUUCCACGACAACAAGAACGUACUGGAUAAAUCAAGAUGGAAAAAAUUGUUCAUGCCUGUUAAGCAGAAGACAAUCACUGAGGUCCACAAGUCAGCUCUCCAGAAAGCCUCGGAAAGUGAAGGAACUCUGGACAUGUUCCUCCGCUUCCUCGUUGGCCUUUCAUUGCAGUCCAACCAGGAAAUAGUGGGGGAACUGCUGAAGGCUCCUCGGGACUGCGGGCAAAGCAAGUCAAAGACAGUCAAGUUGAUCAAGGAAAGGAUCAAACAGAACACUCCAGAAAAGAACGUCAACUUGUUCUACUGCCUAAACGAGCUGAAGGACGACUCCUUGCUGAAGCAGAUCCAGACAGAACUAGAUUCAGGACGUCUUUCCUGGCAUCAAAUGUCAAAUGACAUGUGGUCGGCCCUGGCCUUCUUCUUACUUACAGACGACGAAACCAUGAAGUCCUUUCAUCUUGCCAGCUACUCCUCAUCACCGUUGGGGCUGGAAAAGCUGCUGUUGGUGGUCAGGGCUUCUCAAAAAGCAGAUCUAAGUCAAUGUCGCCUGGACGAAGGCAGCGGUCACCUGCUGGCUUCUGUUCUCAGUUCUCCAUCCAACCUGAGGCAUCUGGACCUGGGCAAUAAGAAUGACCUGUUCACCCAGAACGAUGUUUCCGACAAGGGGGUGGAGAUCCUCUCGAAAGGACUGGCCAGCCCACACUGCAACUUAGAAGUCCUCAAGCUGUCAUGGUGCAGAAUCUCGAAGAAAGGAUGUGUUUCAUUGGCUGAGGCUCUCAAGGUAACCCCCUCCCAUCUUCAAGAGCUGGACCUCAGCUUCAACGGCCUAUCGGACGAGGGGGUCGAGAUCCUCUCAAAAGGACUGGCCAGCCCACACUGCAUCUUACAAAUCCUCAAGCUGUCACGGUGCGAGAUUACGGUUAAAGGAUGUGUUUCAUUGGCUGAGGCACUGAAGGUAACCCCCUCCCAUCUUCAAGAGCUGGACCUGAGCUGGAACGAUCUGUUGGAUGAAGGGGUCGAGAUCCUCUCAAAAGGACUGGCCAGCCCACAUUGCAUCUUAAAAGUCCUCAAGCUGUCCUCCUGUGAGAUCACCAGUAAAGGAUGUGUUUCAUUGGCUGAGGCACUGAAGGUAACCUCCUCCCAUCUUCAAGAGCUGGACCUGAGCUCGAACGAUCUGUCGGACGAAGGGGUUGAGAUCCUCUCGAAAGGACUGGCCAGCCCACACUGCAUCUUAAAAAUCCUCAAGCUGUUCAACUGUGGGAUCACCAGUCAAGGAUGUGUUUCAUUGGUUGAGGCACUGAAGGUAACCUCCUCCCAUCUUCAAGAGCUGGACCUGAGCUCGAACGAUCUGUCGGAUGAAGGGGUUGAGAUCCUCUCGAAAGGACUGGCCAGCCCAAACUGCAUCUUAAAAGUCCUCAAUCUGGAACACUGCAGGAUCACCAGUAGAGGAUGUGUUUCAUUGGCUGAGGCACUGAAGGUAACCUCCUCCCAUCUUCAAGAGCUGGACCUGAGCGGGAGCGAUCUGUCGGAUGAAGGGGUCGAGAUCCUCUCGAAAGGACUGGCCAGCCCACACUGCAUCUUGAAAGUCCUCAACCUGUCACUGUGCAAGAUAGCAGAUAAAGGAGGCAUUUCAUUGGCCAAGGCUCUCAAGUUAAACCCCUCCCAUCUUCAAGAGUUGAAUCUCAGGGCAAAUCGAAUAGAGAAAGAAGGAAAGAGGAUCUUAUUGGAGAUCAAGGAGGAUCCCAGCUAUAGCCUGAAGACUGUCAGAUUUAAAUGAGAUUAAGAACGUUUGGUCCUUGGCGUCAAGAAGGGCGAGUCAUUCCAAAUGUUCAUUAUUAGAAGACGUCGAGUCCAUUUGGUCUCCUUCAGAUUUAGUUCGGUCUCAUGUACUCUCCAACGAUCGCAAGAGGACCGGGUGUCGGCACUACGGGCAAAGCGGCCUCGCUCACAGAAUUCGGGGAGGUCGUCGUCGGGUUCUUUGCAGCCAAAUGGAGGUGGAGUUCAAGGGGAAGGUCUACGACGUUCCCACCAAACUGCUGGCAGUUGUAUUCAUCCAUUUAUUUGUACUGGAAGGGGCUGUCCAAAUGGAUUGGACUCUAGAGCAUCAUCAAUGGCAGCCAGUGAGUUCAAUAAGUACCCUUUAAAGGGUUAAUUUAUGUUUUUCACAAAUUUAGAAGAAAAUGUGAUACGUACACCUAAAAUAGUUUUGCUCAUUUUGACAUCUGUGUUUUAAAUUUUAUCAUUUUCACUUUUUUGUGCAAUAUGUUGCUGUGUAUGAGAACAUUAAAACCCUAACGUGAAAUAAACGUUUUUAAAAAUCAUCUAAAAAUUCAAAAUGAACUUGAAUCAAUACACUAGAAACGUUUCAUUUUGUUGACUUGAUUGAAAUGCAGGAAAGUCAGGAGGUCGAGUCUCCAAUACAAUGAGAAGAAUUACAAUGCCAAGUAACACGACUCUGAUUAUGUUUUUUAAAAAGAAAUGAUAAGCAGUAUAUGAGUUCUUUUAACCAAAUAUGUUUUACUUGAGUGCAUUUAAUGGAUGACCCCUUUUUCUUAACUUGAGUCAUAUUAUUUGGAAGUAAUGCUCAUUCUUGGGUACAAUUUUCGGCUUCCCUACCCAACUUUGGAAAAGUAACAAACGACUGGUGUAUGGCAAAGUAGCAAGAGUAGCAUAUUUUCUUCACACAUCUAUUCAAGUGAAAUGUUUGGUGUGGUGAAACUACUGUUAAAAGUACUUUUUUUUUCUCUCCAAAUUUCAAUGUCCCGGAAAAAAAAAAUAUGCAUCACUACCCGCCUCAUUGACGCCGCCGGAUGAGCCCUUUCAGUGCAAAGGGUUGGGUCUCCUCUAAUGUCCCAACAGGAUGGAUAGGAAAAGAAAACAUAAUUUUUCAAAAUAUUUGUUCGUCAAUGGCAGCAAAUGCGUUCACAGAGACAUUAUUGGAGUGGAAAAAAUUGGUAGCAACCUGUUGGUUUCUUUUUUAUUACUAAUUAAUUAAAAAAUAUAUGCAAACAACAACAAAAAAGCAAAUCCAAAAAUAAUUGCAUAUAAGAAAACGCAACAACAGAUCUCAAAAAUAAUAAAUUCAUUCACUCCCAAAGAUGUGUUUUAUAGAACACUUAGGUUCGCGUUCAAAAGUGUAUCAAAAAAAUACUGGCUGUUUUUCAACUGCUCAUAACUAAAGAAUGGUAAAGAGUAGGAAAAAUGAUUUUCAUGAUUCAAGAUUGCAAUCCAAUUGUUCUCUUUUGGGGUUUGUGUAGCCAUCAAUCACAAUAUUCUGUGGCGCUUGACAGAUCAGUUAAAAUCAAUGUAAAUGAACAAAAGGAAAUGGCUUCUAAAAAUGGAUUGGAGUGAAUUUUUGUCCACAAACUGAGUAGUUUUUCUCCAGUGUCUCCCAGUCAAUAUGCAUUGGACUUCUAGCGCCAUCACUGGCAGCCAAUGAGUUCAAUUUAGGGAGGGAAUCACAAUUCAUGUCUAAAAGGGUAAAUAUUUUUUAACAAGAAAACUGUCAUUUAUCUAAAAUAUCAGCUAAAUGGGUCAAUUUAAUGUACAGGCAUGAAAAUGGGUCAGGGGUGAAAAAUGUGAGAAGGGUGUGGAGGAAAUAUGUUCCGGUACACCGAACAACUAAGUCUGUCCCAAACAACUAAUUUUCUCCCGAUUAGUCAGCCAACUGUUUUUACGUUACGAUUAGUCGACUAAUCUAAUAAUCCCCCCCCCCCCCCUUUUUUUUUUUUCUAAUUUAGCAAUGAAAUUGUUGAUGGCACUUAUUCAUUCAAAAAACUUUUUGGAACACUUAAAUUCUUUAUUAAAGUACAAAUAAACACGUAAAUAACAAUAAAUCGCAAAUAAAUAAUAAGGUCAAAUGCUCAUAGCAUUAACUAGUGAAAAAGAGGAAUGUAAACGGAUUCAGAACACUGACUUCGCCUUUCCAACAUGAUUGAAAAUAACUUUAAAAAAAAAAAAAAUCUAGCAUUAAUAUAUAUAUAUACUACAACAUAUAAUAUUAGUAUAAUAAUUAUUCAUUGCCAAUCAGAUUUUUCAUAAAGGGUGUCAUUGUAAAGCUACUCUUAUUGUAGAAUUUGAAUUCUGCAGUAUGUGGGAUUAACUCCAGAAACCGUUAUUUAUAUGACGAACAUGACGUGCUUUUAUUUUGAAAUGUUCACCGGAAGUACGUUCGCUAAACCGCUAAUUGGAAGCUUUGCACUCCGCAAAAAAAGUUAUUUUUGUCAUUGCAUGUGGUGUCAGUAAUCCAUUUUUUUCAUUUCUUUCAUUUGCAAAUGCUGUUAAGCAGCGACUUUUCAUGUUUGAAGUUUCACCUUUUAACCGCAAGUUUGCGUUUUGGAGAAGACUGCCAAUACUUUAUAGCAGGCUAAAGUAGGUUGUCUUUUUCCCCAUCAGCCUUAAUGUAGCAAUGCUAACAUUUACAGUGUUUGAUAUAGAUGUGUUUCCUUAUUUUGUACUGUAUAUCUGAACUUUAAC